GCUUUAAAAUCUACAGGUUUACGAACAUCUGAUCCAAGACUGAAAGAAUGCAUGGAUAUGUUAAGAUUGACGCUUCAGACAACAUCAGAUGGUGUCAUGCUAGAUAAAGAUCUCUUUAAAAAAUGUGUCCAAAGCAACAUUGUGUUACUAACACAGGCUUUUAGGCGAAAAUUUGUCAUUCCUGAUUUUGUGUCUUUUGCCUCUCAUAUUGAUGAGUUAUAUGAAAAUGCUAAAAAACACUCAGGAGGGAAGGUUGCGGACUAUAUCCCACAACUGGCUAAAUUCAGUCCUGACUUAUGGGCAGUUUCUGUUUGCACAGUCGAUGGGCAGAGGCAUUCUAUCGGAGAUACCAAAGUCCCAUUUUGUCUUCAGUCCUGUGUAAAGCCUUUGAAGUAUGCUAUUGCUGUUAAUGAUCUUGGCACUGAGUAUGUACACAGAUAUGUUGGUAAAGAACCUAGUGGAUUAAGAUUCAACAAACUGUUCCUCAAUGAAGAUGACAGACCUCAUAAUCCUAUGGUGAAUGCUGGAGCAAUUGUGAUCACCUCUUUGAUCAAGCAAGGAGCAAAUAAUGCGGAGAAGUUUGACUAUGUGAUGCAAUUCAUGAAUAAAAUGGCUGGAAAUGAAUAUGUCGGUUUCAGUAAUGCCACAUUCCAGUCUGAAAGGGAGAGUGGAGACAGAAACUUUGCAAUAGGCUAUUAUCUCAAAGAGAAAAAGUGUUUUCCAGAGGGCACAGAUAUGGUUGGCAUAUUGGACUUCUAUUUCCAGCUGUGCUCCAUAGAAGUGACCUGUGAAUCUGCUAGUGUCAUGGCAGCCACUCUUGCCAAUGGUGGGUUUUGCCCCAUCACUGGUGAGAGAGUCCUGAGUCCUGAAGCAGUUCGGAAUACGCUAAGUUUGAUGCAUUCGUGUGGCAUGUAUGACUUCUCGGGACAGUUUGCCUUCCAUGUGGGUCUUCCUGCAAAAUCUGGAGUUGCUGGUGGCAUUCUCUUGGUUGUUCCUAACGUUAUGGGCAUGAUGUGCUGGUCACCUCCGCUAGACAAGAUGGGCAACAGCGUUAAGGGCAUACACUUUUGUCACGAACUGGUUUCUUUGUGCAACUUUCAUAAUUAUGAUAACCUGAGGCAUUUUGCAAAGAAGCUUGAUCCUCGGAGGGAAGGUGGUGAUCAACGAGUGAAAUCUGUAAUAAAUCUGUUGUUUGCUGCAUAUACAGGAGAUGUGUCUGCACUUAGAAGGUUUGCCUUGUCGGGUAUGGAUAUGGAACAGAGAGACUAUGAUUCUCGAACAGCUUUGCACGUAGCAGCUGCAGAAGGUCAUGUAGAGGUAGUUAAAUUUUUGCUGGAAGCGUGCAAAGUGAAUCCUUUCCCCAAAGACAGAUGGAACAAUACACCUAUGGAUGAAGCUUUGCACUUUGGACAUCACGAUGUAUUCAAAAUUCUUCAAGAAUAUCAAGUUCAGUACACCCCUCCCGACAACUCUAGUAACGGAAAAGAAAGUCAAACUGUACAGAAGAACCUAGAUGGCUUACUAUAACACUCUUCUGACUGAGAUUCAAAGUUAACGAUCUAUUUAAUUGUGGAAAAUGAUUAUGAAGAGUGUGUUUCUGUUGGAUAGUGAUGUAUAUUUUCCAGAGUACUGCUUUGUUCCAAUGUUACAGCAGCUUUGUUUGUUGCACACAAAAAACAAUAGUUUCUUUUUCAGAAAAAAAACCCCCAACUAUUCAUAUGUGAGCAAUAUUACCUUGUGCUACGUGCAAGUGAUAGAAAUUAUUGUUGGCUAUACGCACAGGGGUU
Protobothrops mucrosquamatus (brown spotted pit viper) is the source of this 1787-nucleotide messenger RNA. Its product is annotated as glutaminase kidney isoform, mitochondrial. Lineage: Eukaryota; Metazoa; Chordata; Lepidosauria; Squamata; Viperidae. Gene Ontology annotation, molecular function: glutaminase activity; protein binding. Bases 52 to 1527 code for a protein of 491 amino acids. Gene Ontology annotation, biological process: L-glutamine catabolic process. The record is from RefSeq and is a predicted model, not a curated record. The transcript has 16 exons.